This is a messenger RNA of Oppiella nova, 3410 nucleotides long. The record is from the annotation of a GenBank genome assembly. NCBI's taxonomy places the organism in Eukaryota, Metazoa, Arthropoda, Arachnida, Sarcoptiformes, Oppiidae.
CUUCGCUACUCAUAUCGCACGUGGAGUUCGAGGCCAACGAUGACGACGACGACACGAUGUCUGCGAAGACAUUGCAAACCAAAUACAAUGUCCUGACAAACGACGGCAAAGUGUUUAACAACAAUGUCUUAAGCAAUGAUGGCAUCAAAUUGAACGGACAAAUGAAAAUGAGUCCAAACGUGAAUAGUCUAAUGAAUGGUAACUCAAAUGAUAAUACGAGUGACGGAUUAGUGGCGCCAAAACACGUGCUGUUUCUGCGCGAGAGAGUCCUCUUGGACUGGAAACAGCCCCAGAAGAUUGGCGCCGGUCUUCACAAUCUGGGAAAUACAUGUUUCCUCAAUAGUGUACUCCAAUGCCUGUCCUACUGCCCCCCUUUAGUCAACUAUUUAUUGCAUACCAAUGACCACAACACUGCUCGAUGUGCACAAAUGAAUCAAAUGUUUUGUAUGGUCUGCGAAAUGGCGCGACUCAUACGACAGACCCGUAAUAGUGGACAACCCGUGAAACCUAUUGAGAUCUGCCGACGCCUUAAAGCCAUCGCCAAACACUUCCAGUUGGGCCGUCAAGAAGAUGCUCACGAGUUCUUGCGUUAUGUGGUCGACAACAUGUGGAAGUCGUGCCUCAACUCCAACGACUCGGUGCCCAACGCAUCCAAACUGGACCCUAAGAGCAAAGAGACGACUGCCAUCAACCAGAUCUUCGGCGGUUACCACAGGAGUCAAGUGACCUGUUUUGCCUGUAAAGCCAAGAGUAAUACAUACGACUAUUUCAUGGAUUUUAUGCUCGAUAUUAAGAAUGCCAAUAGUCUGGAGAAGGCAUUGGAGAAGUUCGUGACGCCUGAGAUCCUGCAGAACGAGAACAGCUAUAAGUGCACGCGUUGUAAGAGGAAGACAGUGGCGCGCAAGCAGUUCACCAUCUAUUCGGCCCCAAAUGUGGCCACAUUUCAGUUGAAGCGUUUCGAUUAUCACCGAAUAUUUGGCGGCAAAAUCACGAAACCCGUCACAUAUCCGGAGCGACUCAAUCUCAGGCCAUACAUGUCCGACAAUAAGGGUGCGCCCAUUAUCUAUAAACUGAACUCAGUUUUGGUGCAUUUGGGCGGUUCGUGUAACUCAGGGCACUAUUUCUGUUACGUCCGUAACUCCAACAACUCGUGGUAUCUGAUGGACGACUCCCGCACUGUUCAAGUGAAUCAAAACCAGGCGCUCAGCCAACAGGCAUACGUACUGUUCUACGUGCGAGUGGACACCGACUUUCAUAAGCCGGCGCCCGUUAUCAAUGGACUCAAACUAAAGUCCAGUCCCGGACUGAGUCCGGAGUUGUUUCGUAACCAGAAUCACGUGAAUAAUGUGCGAAACGAUAGCCUGAACUCGAGUUUUGUUCAGAGGAAACCCCUAACCAUAACGGGCUUACAGUCGGGUGUCAUGAAAGUGAUGCCAAAUAAUAACAAUAAUAAUCAUCUGAAUCACAAACAAAACACGAACUCUAAGUCAGUGAACGACUCGAUUAAACAGUUAGUGCCUUACGAUGACUACGACUCAUCCGAUGAGGACAACGGCGCCAAACAGACCGCCCCCACAACGCCCGCCACCGUUCACAUGAAUGGCAGUCUCAAGAACAGCUCAAACUGUGAUAAAAGAAUUAGUGGUAAUCAUAACGAGAAUAUAAAUAAUAACAGUAAUAAUAACCGGUUAUCUGCGGGCGAACACAAGUCACACGAAUUGGCGGUAAAGAGUCCGCAAAAGUCGACAAAAUUAGAUAAUAUAUCGAUUAAACUGAAGACUAAUACAAACCAAAUCAUUCCAAACCCGAAACAUAAAAGCAUUACUAAUAGUAUACCAAACCAUACCUCAGAAUGUGCUUCAAAUUGUGUGCCUUUGGCUCCGAUCACAAUCGCGAAGGUGAAGGCGACCACCAGUUCCUGGCACGUCGUCGAGAGCUGUGGACACCGGUCGCCAUCCAUCACAUCCAACUCGAGCACAAAUAGUGUCAACUCGACCACUGAGUGGACGGUCUCUGAUUGUAGCAAAGAGUUUAACGGCACUCCCACUCCACGCGCCAAACAUAAGCAUAGAAACAAACAGCAACUAAACGGCUGUCCGGCGAGCGGUCUAACCAACGGAAAUGUGACACCACAACUAAACGGCUGUCCGGCGAGCGGUCUAACCAACGGAAAUGUGACACCAGUGUUGAGUACAAAACAGAAAUUACCUCAAAGCGAGCCGCAAAGUAAUGGCAAGACUCAGAGCCCGUCCAACGCCGGCAUCUCCGAUGCUGUCAACCAUUCGAGCGAUAAUUUUGUUGAUAAGAAUUACUCAAACAAAGCCUCGGAUUCGGAGAGAUUGUCGCCGAAGAAGAAUGAUUUAAAGCCAGAAAACCGAUCGUUAGUUCAUUCCAGUGUAGAGUCAAACGAUUGGACCGAUAGUAGUCAUCAAAGAGAUGGUAAUUUGGACAGACGUUUGAAUGGUGGCUCUCAUAGGAGUCCUAAUGACAGCGGAAGAGAUUGUAAGCCAAGAGAUAAGAAGCAGGAGAGGAGUCACUCGAAGAGUGCCAACAAUAGCUCGGACGACGAGUCCGAUGCUCACGAUAAGAGCGGUAGUCAUAAGCAUGAGAAGCGGAAGCGACGUAAACACAGAUCCCAUUCAAGCGAUUCGGACGAAAUGGAAGAGAAGAUUAUAUUAACGAUAAAACACAAGAAGAAGAAGAAAAAGAAAAUGAAGAAAAAGAAACACAAGAAGAGAGAUAUGUCCGGAAGCGACGAAUCGGGUGAUGACUCCGGCGAUGAUAAUGGGUUGCAAUGGGUUGAGAGGACUAAGGAGACGGUCGAAAAGGAACGGGAUGUCACUUACACUAAGCCUUCAGAUCAUUACGAGAAAAGAUGGGACGAAAACGUUCGCGAUUUGUCUAAUUUGACUAAAAAGAGACCUUUCGAUGAAGGCUUAGAGCAAAAUAAAUCGGACACAACACCAGCGAAGCCAUUGUUGGUGACCAAUGAGGCCGUUGUCAACGGACUCUUGAAAGCCAGUCAUCGAGCGUUUGGAGACAAAGUGAACUCCUGGAACGGCGGACCCUCUCAUUUGGACACUUCUCUCCAGGAGGAGAGCCAGAGAUCUGUUAAGGAUUAUAGCGACGAUUACGACGAAGAGUUCGAUAGGGGAAAGACGAAGAAAGUGAAGACUAAACACAGCGACAAAUCAUAUCAUGAAAUGAACGGCAAUGCGUUUAAUCCGUUUCAAAAGGUGGCGAACGAUAAGCAAUGUUUUAACGGCACUUUCAACGCAAACCGAAAUAAAUCUGAUUUCGGACGACAUCAGGAUAACGGCAAGCAUUGGGAUAAACCGUGGAAUAAGUCACACCAUAAGCCACAACAGCAACGAUACGAUCACCACAACCACAAAGAGCGCAGAUAUUAG